AUGGCGUUGAAAGCCAGAGCGCUUUACAGCUUCCAGAGUGAAAACAAGGAGGAGAUCAGCAUCCAGGAGAACGAGGAGCUGGUCAUCUUCAGCGAGAACUCCCUGGAUGGGUGGUUACAGGGCCAAAACAGCCGCGGGGAGACCGGCCUCUUCCCUGCUUCCUACGUCGAAAUCCUCCGCUCCCGGUCCAGCUCCAACUACACGGACUAUUCCAGCAGCCCAGCCGGCUCCCCUGGGCACGACUUCUACACAACUCCCCCCAACUCCAGCAUCCCCUACCAGGGUAGCUUUGAGGAUGACGACGAUGAUGAUUGGGAUGACUGGGAUGAUGCUUGCACAGUGGUGGAGGAACCUCGGAAUGCACCAGGCACCAAUGGGCACCCUUCACCCAGCCUGCAGUACCCAGCAGCCUACGACCACCACCAGCAUGCUGGUUACCGUCCCAAGCCUGCCCUGGAGAGGCAGGACAGCAUGAGCUCCUCCAAGAGGGGCAGUGUGGUGGGGAGGAACCUCAACCGUUUCUCCUGCUUUGUCCGUUCGGGGGUGGAAGCCUUCAUCCUGGGCGACGUGCCCUUGAUGUCCAAGAUCGCCGAGGCCUAUUGCAUUGAGAUGGGCUCCAAAGGUCCCCAGUGGAAGCCGAACCCCCACCCCUUUAUCUGCUCCGUGGAGGACCCGACCAAGCAAACCAAGUUCAAGGGCAUCAAAAGCUACAUCUCCUACAAGCUGACCCCCAGCAGCAUCAACUCUCCGGUGUACCGGCGGUACAAGCACUUUGACUGGCUCUACAACCGCCUGCUGCACAAGUUCACGGUCAUCUCGGUGCCCCACCUGCCCGAGAAGCAGGCCACGGGGCGCUUCGAGGAGGACUUCAUCGAGAAGCGCAAGCGGCGGCUGAUCCUCUGGAUGGAGCACAUGACCAGCCACCCUGUGCUCUCCCAGUACGAAGGCUUCCAGCACUUCCUCUGCUGCCGCGAUGAGAAGCAGUGGAAGCUGGGCAAACGCCGGGCGGAGAAGGAUGAGAUGGUGGGGGCCAGCUUCCUCCUCACCAUCCAGAUCCCCACAGAGCACCAGGACCUGCAGGACGUGGAGGACCGCGUGGAUGCCUUCAAGACCUUCAGCAAGAAGAUGGAUGACAGCGUCCUGCAGCUGACCAAUGUGGCUUCGGAGCUGGUGCGCAAGCACGUGGGAGGCUUUCGGAAGGAGUUCCAGAAGCUGGGCAAUGCCUUCCAAGCCAUCAGCCAGUCCUUCCAGAUGGACCCUCCGUACAGCUUGGAUGCCCUCAACAAUGCCAUCUCCCACACUGGCAAGACGUAUGAGACUGUGGGGGAGAUGUUCGCUGAGCAGCCCAAGAAUGACUUGUUCCUCAUGCUGGACACUCUCUCUUUGUACCAAGGGCUCCUCUCCAACUUCCCAGACAUCAUCCACCUCCAGAAAGGCGCCUUCGCGAAGGUGAAGGAGAGCCAGCGGAUGAGCGACGAGGGCAGGAUGGACCAGGAGGAGGCCGACGGGAUCCGCAAGCGCUGCCGCGUGGUGGGCUUCGCCCUGCAGGCUGAGAUGAACCACUUCCACGAGCGGCGCGUGGCCGACUUCAAGAGGAUGAUGCAGUCUUACUUAAAGCAGCAGAUCAUUUUCUACCAGCGCGUCAGCCAGCAGCUGGAGAAGACCUUGCGCAUGUACGACAACCUCUGA
Indicator indicator is the source of this 1689-nucleotide messenger RNA. RefSeq names its product sorting nexin 33 (gene SNX33). The record is from RefSeq and is a predicted model, not a curated record. Gene Ontology annotation, molecular function: phosphatidylinositol binding; protein binding. Bases 1 to 1689 code for a protein of 562 amino acids. Gene Ontology annotation, biological process: intracellular protein transport; endosomal transport; cleavage furrow formation. NCBI's taxonomy places the organism in Eukaryota, Metazoa, Chordata, Aves, Piciformes, Indicatoridae. Gene Ontology annotation, cellular component: cytoplasmic vesicle; plasma membrane. The transcript has 2 exons.